This is a messenger RNA of Cladophialophora psammophila CBS 110553, 2430 nucleotides long. RefSeq names its product DNA repair and recombination protein RAD54 and RAD54-like protein. Gene Ontology annotation, cellular component: nucleus. Lineage: Eukaryota; Fungi; Ascomycota; Eurotiomycetes; Chaetothyriales; Herpotrichiellaceae. Gene Ontology annotation, biological process: reciprocal meiotic recombination; double-strand break repair via synthesis-dependent strand annealing. The coding region runs from base 1 to 2430 and encodes 809 amino acids. Gene Ontology annotation, molecular function: DNA translocase activity; hydrolase activity, acting on acid anhydrides; ATP binding. The record is from RefSeq and is a predicted model, not a curated record. The transcript is spliced from 2 exons.
AUGGCCCAUGAAAGCACGAUACGUACCAAGUCGAUCUCAGCCGACCACGACAAGGAAAAUAUACCACCAACAAAAGCUGGCAGACUCAGUGCCAUUUCACCAGCAGCUCUUGAUCGUCUUAUCAAACCAUUCAAAUGCCCCGGCUCGGCCAAUUCCCGCAAGUCAAAUGGCGAGCCCGCCAGAAAGAGAAGAAAAGUCAACUAUGCUGAAGUGGACGGCGGGGUUGAAGAUACAAGUGGUGGUUUCAAACUGGAUGAAGAUUCUGCUGUCCUCAAAGAUCGAUUCCCAGUCUUCAAGGUCAAGGAUAAGGAGACGACAUUCCGGUCGCGGUUCUCCAUUCCCUUGAUCAACAAGAAUGCUUUCGACCCGUCAAGGCCAGCACCAAGUCUGGGAAUGCGCCGAGGAAAUGGCUUUGUUAACAAACCUCUACAUGAUCCUAGUGGAGAAUUUGCGAUCGUUUUAUACGAUCCAACCAUAGACGAGAAGGCUGAAGAGAAAGCCGAAGACAAGAAAGACGAAGAGAAGCCCAAGCUGGACACACCUCUCAUGCACAAAAGCCUGGCCGAAAUACUGGGUAUCAAGAAACAAGUCGAAGGCGAGAGACCCAAAGUGCCGGUGGUCAUCGAUCCAAGGCUAGCCAAAGUGCUUCGGCCUCAUCAGGUAGAGGGUGUCAAAUUCUUGUAUAGGUGUACAACAGGGCUGGUGGACGAGAAGGCCAAAGGUUGCAUCAUGGCCGACGAAAUGGGGUUGGGCAAGACUCUACAAUGCAUCACCCUCAUGUGGACAUUACUCAAACAAUCUCCCGAGGCCGGCAAAUCCACGAUCCAGAAAUGUGUCAUUGCAUGCCCCGCCAGUUUGGUCAAGAAUUGGGCAAAUGAGCUUGUCAAAUGGCUGGGUGAGGGCGCCAUCAACCCCUUCGCCAUUGAUGGAAAGGCAUCUAAAGAAGAGCUCACGAUGCAGCUGAAACAAUGGGCAAUGGCCACGGGCAGAGGUAUUGCAAGGCCUGUUCUGAUCGUGUCCUAUGAAUCUCUGAGGCUGAACAUUGAGGAGCUCAAAGAUAUCAAGAUCGGGUUGAUGCUGUGUGAUGAAGGACAUCGCUUGAAGAAUGCCGAAAGCGAAACAUAUAUGGCAUUGACCGGAUUGAAUGUUGACCGACGGGUCAUUCUGUCAGGGACACCCAUCCAGAAUGAUCUCACCGAGUAUUACGCCUUGCUGGACUUUGCAAAUCCGGGGUACCUAGGAACCAAGGCAGACUUCCGCAAGAAGUUUGAAUUGCCAAUUCUUCGCGGCCGUGAUGCUGCGGGAUCAGAUGCUGACAAGCAAAAGGGUGAACAAGCCAACGCCGAGCUUGGAUCUCUCGUGAAGAAACUCAUCAUCCGAAGAACGAACGACAUCCUGUCCAAAUACUUGCCUGUCAAGUAUGAGCAUGUGGUGUUCUGCAAUCUUGCCCCGUUCCAGAAGGAUCUUUACAAUUACUUCAUUCAAAGCCCCGACAUCAAGAGUCUGUUGCGGGGCAAGGGUAGCCAGCCACUGAAAGCGAUCGGGAUCCUAAAGAAGUUAUGCAACCAUCCCGAUCUCUUGGACCUUGAGAAAGAUCUGCCCGGAAGUGAGAAGUAUUGGCCUGACGACUAUGUCCCCAAAGAAGCCCGCGGUCGGGAUCGGGAUGUCAGAUCGUGGCACUCUGGCAAAUUUGCCGUUCUCGAACGUAUGCUUGCUCGAAUCCGUCAAGACACGAACGACAAAAUUGUGCUUAUCAGCAACUAUACUCAGACCUUGGAUGUUUUUGAGAAGCUUUGCCGUGCGCGGAGUUACGGAUGUCUUCGACUCGACGGCACGAUGAACGUCAACAAACGACAGAAACUCGUGGACAAAUUCAACGACCCGAACGGCGAAGAAUUCGUCUUCUUGUUGAGCAGUAAGGCGGGUGGUUGUGGUAUCAACUUAAUUGGUGCCAACCGUCUUGUCCUGUUCGAUCCCGAUUGGAAUCCGGCUGCAGACCAGCAGGCUCUUGCCCGAGUGUGGCGUGAUGGUCAGAAGAAAGACUGCUUUGUAUACAGAUUCAUGGGAACAGGCACGAUCGAAGAAAAGAUCUUCCAGCGCCAAUCACAUAAGCAGGCACUUUCUUCAACCGUGGUGGACUCCGCGGAAGAUGUGGAGCGGCAUUUUACUCUCGACUCUCUCCGAGAGCUCUUCCAGUUCAAACCGGACACCACCAGCGACACCCAUGACACGUUUAAGUGCAAACGGUGCAAACCGGAUGGGACGCAACAAACCAAGGCGCCAGCGAUGCUUUACGGUGACACGAGCUCUUGGAACCAUUUUGUCAACUCUGGGGACACGGGGCCGCUCGGCAAAAUCCAGGAUCUCCUCCUCCGGCAGGAGGCCUCGGAGAAUGCCGUGAGUGCUGUGUUCCAGUAUAUCAGUCACUAA